Messenger RNA from Seriola aureovittata, 1697 nucleotides. It is a transcript of the gene aifm2, whose product is annotated as apoptosis inducing factor mitochondria associated 2. The coding region runs from base 133 to 1251 and encodes 372 amino acids. Gene Ontology annotation, biological process: apoptotic mitochondrial changes; positive regulation of apoptotic process. Gene Ontology annotation, cellular component: mitochondrion; cytoplasm. The record is from RefSeq and is a predicted model, not a curated record. Lineage: Eukaryota; Metazoa; Chordata; Actinopteri; Carangiformes; Carangidae. The transcript is spliced from 9 exons. Gene Ontology annotation, molecular function: electron-transferring-flavoprotein dehydrogenase activity; flavin adenine dinucleotide binding.
GGUGGAGAGCUGAAGUCGGCCGGGGGUGGAGCUCGGAGGAAGAAAGCUGAGUAGGAAACAACGUGAAUUAGGAGUGAAGACUGUAAAGACGAUCCACAGGUCCGGACUGUCACACACGUUUACCUGCGACAGAUGGGGGGUCAGGUGUCGUCAGUGGAGGGGGUCCAUGUGGUGGUGGUGGGCGGUGGGUUCGGGGGCAUCGCGGCCGCUCAGCAGCUGAAGUCUGAGGGACUGAGCUUCACUCUGAUCGACCUGAGAGACGCUUUUCAUCACAACGUGGCGGCGCUGCGAGCGUCCGUGCAGCCCGGCUUCGCUCAGAGGACCUUCAUCCCCUACGCUGAGACGUUUGGAGACAGUUUUGUUCAGGGCCGAGUGGAGAGAGUGGACACCGAGAGACAGACAGUCAUCCUGCAGGGAGGGAGGGAGGUCCAGUACUCCCACCUCAUCCUGUGUACUGGGACUGACGGUCCGUUCCCCGGGAAGUUCAACACGUUGGCGUCUUAUCAGACCGCCGUCCAGACGUAUGAGGACUUCGUCAAACAGGUCCAGGCUGCAGACUCUGUGUUGGUUGUGGGAGGGGGGUCGACCGGCGUGGAGAUGGCUGCUGAGAUCAAGACGGAGUAUCCAGACAAAAAGGUGGUUCUGAUCCACUCCAGGAUCGGACUGGCCGACCCGGAGCUGCUGCCCAGCGUCCGACAGCAGGCCAAAGAGGUUCUGCUGGAGAAGGGAGUGGAGCUGCGGCUGGGACAGAAGGUGGUUUCUCUGUCUGAGCUGCAGCUGAACGUCACUCAGAGGAACAUGGAGGUCGCCACAGAGCGAGGAGAGACUCUGACCACAGACCUGAUCGUCUGCUGCACCGGACUCAAGGUCAACUCUGCCGCAUACGCCUCCAGCUUCUCGGACAGUCUGACCGACAGCGGAGCUCUGAAGGUCAACCAGCACCUGCAGAUCCAAGGUUUCUCCAACAUCUUUGCCGUGGGCGACUGUGCCGACGUCAAAGAGCCCAAGAUGGCGUACCACGCCGGACUGCACGCCGCCGUCGCCGUUAGCAACAUCACUAACGGUCUGAGAGGGAAGGAGCUGACGUCCUAUCACACAGGUAACAUCACCAUGUUGCUGGCGAUGGGCCGAAACGACGGCGUGGGUCAGUUCAACGGACUGAAGCUUCCACGAAGUGUCGUCGCUCUGGGGAAGAGUCGAGAUCUGCUGCUGUGGAAGAGCUGGAGGGAGAUGAAGCAGACACAACCCUGACACACACACACACACACACACACACACACACACACACACACACACUCUUCUUCUGAAUAAUGUUUACUGUGAAAUUAGCAGCUGACCUCAGUGAUCAUGUGACCUCAGGUUUGUGGACAAACUUUGACCUGAAGAGAAACUAAUUUAUGAAAAUGUUGCCGUCACUUCAGUUUAAACUACAAACACAUUUUACUGUCAUGUGAGCUUUUAUUUUGAAGUUUAACCGAUUGAACUUUUUCAUGAACACAAACGUUAUUGGUCAGAAUCUGUAAACACUGUUCUUUAAAGUGAAGCUUUAAACUUCUCAUGUUCCUCUGGUUUCACUUCCUGGUCUGGAGUUACAGCUCAUCAGUUAAAUGUUUGUGCCAAUAAAGUUUCAGCUUGAAAAACAUUUAAAAACUGCAUCUUUAUUUUUUUCAACAAUCAAUAAAAUAUUAAAACCUGAA